Closterium sp. Naga37s-1 is the source of this 28481-nucleotide messenger RNA. The record is from the annotation of a GenBank genome assembly. NCBI's taxonomy places the organism in Eukaryota, Viridiplantae, Streptophyta, Zygnematophyceae, Desmidiales, Closteriaceae.
CCCGAUUCUCCCGCUUUCCAUCACGCCGCCCCAUUCUCCCUCUUUCCAUCACCCCGCCCCAUUCUCCCUCUUUCUAUCACCCGACCCAUUCUCCCGCUUUCCAUCACCCCGGCCCAUUCUCCCGCUUUCCAUCCCCCGCCCCAUUCUCUCGCUUCCCAUCACCCCGCCCCAUUCUCCCUCUUUCCCUCACCCACCCCAUUUCUCCCUCUUUCCAUCACCAGCCCAUUUCUCCCUCUUUCCAUCACCCCGCCCCAUUCUCCCUCUUUCCAUCACCCCGCCCCAUUCUCCCUCUUUCCAUCACCUCGCCCCAUUCUCCCGCUUUCCAUCGCCCCGCCCCAUUCUUCCGCUUUCCAUCACCCCGCCCCAUUCUUCCUCUUUCCAUCACCCCGCCCCAUUCUCCCGAUUUCCAUCACCCCGCCCCAUUCUCCCGCUUCCAUCGCCCCGCCCCAUUCUCCCGCUUUCCAUCGUCCCGCCCAUUCUCCCACUUUCCAUCACCCUGCCCCAUUCUCCCUCUUUCCAUCACCCUGCCCCAUUCUCCCUCCUUCCAUCGCCCCGCUCCAUUCUCCCUCUUUCCAUCGCCCCGCCCAUUCUCCCUCUUUCCUUCGCCCCGCCCAUUCUCCCUUUUUCCAUCGCCCCGCCCCAUUCUCCAGCUUUCCAUCACCCUGCCCCAUUCUCCCUCUUUCAAUCGCCCCGCCCCGUUCUCCCGCUUUCCAUCGCCCCGCCCCGUUCUCCUGCUUUCCAUCACCCGCCCCAUUCUCCCGCUUUCCAUCACCCCGCCCCAUUCUCCCGCAUUCCAUCACCCCGCCCUAUUCUUCCGCUUUCCAUCACCCCGCCCCAUUCUCCCACUUCCCAUCACCCCGCCCCCAUUCUCCCUCUUUCCAUCGCCCCGCCCCAUUCUCCCGCUUUCCAUCUCCCCGCCCCAUUCUCCCGCUUUCAUCACCCCGCCCCAUUCUCCCGCUUUCCAUCACCCCGCCCCAUUCUCCCGCUUUCAAUCACCCCGCCCCAUUCUCCCGCUUUCCAUCGCCCCGCCCCAUUCUCCCACUUUCCAUCACCCCGCCCCAUUCUCCCGCUUUCCAUCGCCCCACCCCAUUCUCCCGCUUUCCAUCGCUCCGCCCCAAUCUCCCGCUUUCCAUCACCCCGCCCCAUUCUCCCUCUUUCCAUCACCCCUCCCCAUUCUGCCUCUUCCCAUCGCCCCGCCCCAUUCUCCCUCUUUCCAUCACCCCGCCCCAUUCUCCCGCUUUCCAUCACCCCGCCUCAUUCUCCCUCUUUCCAUCGCCCCGCCCCCAUUCUCCCGCUUUCCAUCGCCCCGCCCCAUUCUCCCUCUUUCCAUCACCCAGCCCUAUUCUCCCUCUUUCCAUCACCUUGCCCCAUUCUCCCUCUUUCCAUCACCCAGCCCCAUUCUCCCUCUUUCCAUCACCCCGCCCCAUUCUCCCUCUUUCCAUCACCCCGCCCAAUUCUCCCGCUUUCCAUCACCCCGCUUCAUUCUCCCUCUUUCCAUCGCCCCGCCCCAUUCUCCCUCUUUCCAUCGCCCCGCCCUAUUUUCCCGCUUUCCAUCUCCCCGCCCCAUUCUCCCGCUUUCCAUCACCCCGCCCCAUUCUCCCGCUUUCCAUCACCUCGCCCCAUUCUCCCUCUUUCCAUCACCCUGCCCCAUUCUCCCUCUUUCCAUCAUCCAGCCCCAUUCUCCCUCUUUCCAUCACCCUGCCCCAUUCUCCCUCUUUUCAUCACCCAGCCCCAUUCUCCCGCUUUCCAUCACCCCGCCCCAUUCUCCCGCUUUCCAUCACGCUGCCCCAUUCUCCCUCUUUCCAUCACCCCGCCCCAUUCUCCCGCUUUCCAUCACCCUGCCCCAUUCUCCCGUUUUUCACCCAGCCUCAUUCUCCCUCUUUCCAUCACCCAGCCCCAUUCUCCCUCUUUCCACCCCGCCCCAUUCUCCCGCUUUCCAUCUCCCCGCCCCAUUCUCCCUCAUUCCAUCACCUAGCCCCAUUCUCCUGCUUUCCAUCACUCCGCCUCGUCCCUCUUUCCAUCACACCGCCCCAUCCAUCACCCCGCACCAUUCUCCCUCUUGCCAUCACCCCGCCCCAUUCUCCCUCUUUUCCAUCACCCCGCCCCAUUCUCCCUCUUUCCAUCACCCCGCCCCAUUCUCCCGCUUUCCAUCACCCCGCACCAUUUCCCGCUUUCCAUCACCCCGCCCCAUUCUCUUGCUUUCCAUCACCCUGCCCCAUUCUCCCGCUUUCCAUCACCUGGUCCCAUUCUCCCUCUUUCCAUCACCCCGCCCUAUUCUCCCUCUUUCCAUUUAUCACCCAGCCCAUUUCUCCCUCUUUCCAUCACCCCGCCUCAUUCUCCCUCUUUCCAUCACCCCGCCCUAUUUUCCCUCUUUCCAUCACCCCGCCCCAUUCUCCCGCUUUCCAUCACCCCGCCCCAUUCUCCCCCUUUCCAUCACCCCGCCCCGUUCUCCAGCUUUCCAUUACCCGCCCCGUUCUCCCGCUUUCUAUCACCCUGACCCGUUCUCCCGCUUUCCAUCACCCCGACCCGUUCUCCCGCUUUCCAUCACCCCGCCCUGUUCUCCCGCUUUCCAUCACCCCCGCCCCGUUCUCCCGCUUUACAUCACCCCGCCGCGAUCUCCCGCUUUCCAUCACCCCGCCCCAUUCUCCCUCUUUACAUCACCCCGCCCCAUUCUCCCUCUUUCCAUCACCCAGCCCAUUCUCCCGCUUUCCAUCACGCCGCCCCGUUCUCCCUCUUUCCAUCACCCCGCCCCAUUCUCCCGAUUUCCAUCACCCCGCCCCAUUCUCCCGCUUUCCAUCACCCCGCCCCAUUCUCUCGCUUCCCAUCACCCCGCCCCAUUCUCCCUCUUUCCCUCAGCGAGCCCAUUUCUCCCUCUUUCCAUCACCCAGCCCAUUUCUCCCUCUUUCCAUCACCCCGCCCCAUUCUCCCUCUUUCCAUCACCCUGCCCCAUUCUCCCUCUUUCCAUCACCCCGCCCCAUUCUCCCGCUUUCCAUCGCCCCGCCCCAUUCUUCCGCUUUCCAUCACCCCGCCCCAUUCUCCCUCUUUCCAUCACCCCGCCCUUUUCUCCUGCUUUCCAUCACCCCCGCCCCAUUCUCCCGCUUUCCAUCGCCCUGCCCCAUUCUCCCGCUUUCCAUCGUCCCGCCCAUUCUCCCACUUUCCAUCACCCCGCCCCAUUCUCCCUCUUUCCAUCACCCUGCCCCAUUCUCCCUCCUUCCAUCGCCCCGCCUCAUUCUCCCUCUUUCCAUCGCCCCGCCCCAUUCUCCCUCUUUCCAUCGCCCCGCCCCAUUCUUCCUCUUUCCAUCGCCCCGCCCCAUUCUCCAGCUUUCCGUCACCCUGCCCCAUUCUCCCUCUUUCAAUCGCCCCGCCCCGUUCUCCUGCUUUCCAUCGCCCCGCCCCGUUCUCCUGCUUUCCAUCACCCGCCCCAUUCUCCCGCUUUCCAUCACCCCGCCCCAUUCUCCCUCUUUCCAUCACCCAACCCCAUUCUCCCUCUUUCCAUCACCCCGCCCGAUUCUCCCUCUUUCCAUCACCCCGCCCAUUCUCCCUCUUUCCAUCACCCCGCCCCAUUCUCCCUCUUUCCAUCGCCCCGCCCCGUUCUCUCGCUUUCCAUCGCCCCGUCCCAUUCUCCCUCUUUCCAUUGCCCCGCCCCAUUCCCCCGCUUUCCAUCACCCCGCCCCAUUCUCUAUCUUUCCAACACCCCGCCCCGUUCUCCCUCUUUCCAUUACCCCGCCCCGUUUUCCCGCUUUCCAUCACCCCGCCCCAUUCUCCCGCUUUCCAUCACCCCGCCCCAUUCUCCCUCUUUCCAUCACCCAGCCCCAUUCCCCUUCUUUCAAACACCCCGCCCCAUUAUCCCGCUUUCCAUCACCCAGCCCCAUUCUCCCUCUUUCCAUCACCCCGCCCCAUUCUCCCUCUUCCCAUCACCCAGCCCCAUUCUCCCGCUUUCCAUCACCCAGCCCCUCCAUCACCCAGCCCCAUUCUCCCUCUUCCCAUCACCCAGCCCCAUUCUCCCUCUUUCCAUCACCCUGCCCCAUUCUCCCUCUUUCCAUCACCCAGCCCCAUUCUCCCGCUUUCCAUCACCCCGCCCCAUUCUCCCUCUUUCCAUCACCCCGCCCCAUUCUCCCGCUUUCCAUCACCCCGCCCCAUUUUCCCGCUUUCCAUCACCCCGCCCCAUUCUCUUGCUUUCCAUCACCCUGCCCCAUUCUACCACUUUCCAUCACCCGGUCCCAUUCUCCCUCUUUCCAUCACCCCGCCCUAUUCUCCCUCUUUCCAUUGAUCACCCAGCCCAUUUCUCCCUCUUUCCAUCACCCCGCCCCAUUCUCCCUCUUUCCAUCACCCCGCCCUAUUUUCCCUCUUUCCAUCACCCCGCCCCAUUCUCCCGCUUUCCAUCACCCCGCCCCAUUAACCCCCCUUUCCAUCACCCCGCCCCGUUCUCCCGCUUUCCAUCACCCCGCCCCGUUCUCCCCCUUUCCAUCACCCCGACCCGUUCUCCCGCUUUCCAUCACCCCGACCCGUUCUCCCGCUUUCCAUCACCCCGCCCGGUUCUCCCGCUUUCCAUCACCCACCCCGUUCUCCCGCUUUCCAUCACCCCGCCGCGAUCUCCCGCUUUCCAUCACCACGCCCCAUUCUCCCUCUUUACAUCACCCCGCCCCAUUCUCCCUCUUUCCAUCACCCAGCCCCAUUCUCCCGCUUUCCAUCACCCCGCCCCAUUCUCCCGCUUUCCAUCGCCCCGCCCCAUUCUCCCGCUUUCCAUUGCCCCGCCCCAUUCUCCAUCUUUCCAUCGCCCCGCCCCAUUCUCCCGCUUUCCAUCGCCCCGCCCCAUUCUCCCUCUUUCCAUCACCCAGCCCCAUUCUCCCGCUUUCCAUCACCCAGCCCCUCCAUCACCCAGCCCCAUUCUCCCUCUUCCCAUCACCCAGCCCCAUUCUCCCUCUUUCCAUCACCCUGCCCCAUUCUCCCUCUUUCCAUCACCCAGCCCCAUUCUCCCGCUUUCCAUCACCCCGCCCCAUUCUCCCUCUUUCCAUCACCCCGCCCCAUUCUCCCGCUUUCCAUCACCCCGCCCCAUUUUCCCGCUUUCCAUCACCCCGCCCCAUUCUCUUGCUUUCCAUCACCCUGCCCCAUUCUACCGCUUUCCAUCACCCGCCCAUUUCUCCCUCUUUCCAUCACCCCGCCCCAUUCUCCCUCUUUCCAUCACCCCGCCCUAUUUUCCCUCUUUCCAUCACCCCGCCCCAUUCUCCCGCUUUCCAUCACCCCGCCCCAUUAACCCCCCUUUCCAUCACCCCGCCCCGUUCUCCCGCUUUCCAUCACCCCGCCCCAUUCUCCCGCUUUCCAUCACCCCGACCCCCCCAUUCUCCCGCUUUCCAUCACCCCGCCCCAUUCUCCCGCUUUCCAUCGCCCCGCCCCAUUCUCCCGCUUUCCAUUGCCCCGCCCCAUUCUCCAUCUUUCCAUCGCCCCGCCCCAUUCUCCCGCUUUCCAUUGCCCCGCCCCAUUCUCCAUCUUUCCAUCACCCAGCCCCAUUCACCCGCUUUCCAUCACCCCGCCCCAUUCUCCCUCUUUCCAUCACCCCGCCCCAUUCUCCCAAUUUCCAUCACCCCGCCCCAUUCUCCCUCUAUCCAUCACCCCACCCCAUUCUCCCUCUUUCCAUCACCCAGCCCCAUUCUCCCUCUUUCCAUUACCCUGCCCCGUUCUCCCUCUUUCCAUCACCCCGCCCCAUUCUCCCUCUUUCCAUCACCCCGCCCCAUUCUCCUGCUUUGCAUCUCCCCGCCCCAUUCUCCUGCUUUCCAUCACCCCGCCCCAUUCUCCCGCUUUCCAUCACCCCGCCCCAUUCUCCCGCUUUCCAUCACCCCGCCCCAUUCUCCCACUUUCAAUCACCCCGCCCCAUUCUCCCGCUUUCCAUCACCCCGCCCCAUUCUCCCGCUUUCUAUCACCCCGCCCCAUUCUCCCGCUUUCCAUCGCCCCGCCCCAUUCUGCCUCUUCCCAUCGCCCCGCCCCAUUCUCCCUCUUUCCAUCACCCCGCCCCAUUCUCCCACUUUCCAUCACCCCGCCUCAUUCUCCCUCUUUCCAUCGCCCCGCCCCAUUCUCCCGCUUUCCAUCGCCCCGCCCCAUUCUCCCUCUUUCCAUCACCCAGCCCCAUUCUCCCUCUUUCCAUCACCCAGCCCCUCCAUCACCCAGCCCCAUUCUCCCUCUUCCCAUCACCCAGCCCCAUUCUCCCUCUUUCCAUCACCCCGCCCCAUUCUCCCUCUUUCCAUCACCCAGCCCCAUUCUCCCGCUUUCCAUCACCCCGCCCCAUUCUCCCGCUUUCCAUCGCCCCGCCCCAUUCUCCCGCUUUCCAUCGCCCCGCCCCAUUCUCCCUCUUUCCAUCACCCAGCCCCAUUCUCCCGCUUUCCAUCACCCCGCCCCAUUCUCCCUCUUUCCAUCACCCCGCCCCAUUCUCCCUCUUUCCAUCACCCCGCCCUAUUUUCCCUCUUUCCAUCACCCCGCCCCAUUCUCCCGCUUUCCAUCACCCCGCCCCAUUAACCCCCCUUUCCAUCACCCCGCCCCGUUCUCCCGCUUUCCAUCACCCCGCCCCGUUCUCCCGCUUUCCAUCACCCCGACCCGUUCUCCCGCUUUCCAUCACCCCGACCCGUUCUCCCGCUUUCCAUCACCCCGCCCGGUUCUCCCGCUUUCCAUCACCCACCCCGUUCUCCCGCUUUCCAUCACCCCGCCGCGAUCUCCCGCUUUCCAUCACCACGCCCCAUUCUCCCUCUUUACAUCACCCCGCCCCAUUCUCCCUCUUUCCAUCACCCAGCCCCAUUCUCCCGCUUUCCAUCACCCCGCCCCAUUCUCCCGCUUUCCAUCGCCCCGCCCCAUUCUCCCGCUUUCCAUUGCCCCGCCCCAUUCUCCAUCUUUCCAUCGCCCCGCCCCAUUCUCCCGCUUUCCAUCGCCCCGCCCCAUUCUCCCUCUUUCCAUCACCCAGCCCCAUUCUCCCGCUUUCCAUCACCCAGCCCCUCCAUCACCCAGCCCCAUUCUCCCUCUUCCCAUCACCCAGCCCCAUUCUCCCUCUUUCCAUCACCCUGCCCCAUUCUCCCUCUUUCCAUCACCCAGCCCCAUUCUCCCGCUUUCCAUCACCCUGCCCCAUUCUCCCUCUUUCCAUCACCCCGCCCCAUUCUCCCGCUUUCCAUCACCCCGCCCCAUUUUCCCGCUUUCCAUCACCCCGCCCCAUUCUCUUGCUUUCCAUCACCCUGCCCCAUUCUACCGCUUUCCAUCACCCGGUCCCAUUCUCCCUCUUUCCAUCACCCCGCCCUAUUCUCCCUCUUUCCAUUGAUCACCCAGCCCAUUUCUCCCUCUUUCCAUCACCCCGCCCCAUUCUCCCUCUUUCCAUCACCCCGCCCUAUUUUCCCUCUUUCCAUCACCCCGCCCCAUUCUCCCGCUUUCCAUCACCCCGCCCCAUUAACCCCCCUUUCCAUCACCCCGCCCCGUUCUCCCGCUUUCCAUCACCCCGCCCCAUUCUCCCGCUUUCCAUCACCCCGACCCGUUCUCCCGCUUUCCAUCACCCCGACCCGUUCUCCCGCUUUCCAUCACCCCGCCCGGUUCUCCCGCUUUCCAUCACCCACCCCGUUCUCCCGCUUUCCAUCACCCCGCCGCGAUCUCCCGCUUUCCAUCACCACGCCCCAUUCUCCCUCUUUACAUCACCCCGCCCCAUUCUCCCUCUUUCCAUCACCCAGCCCCAUUCUCCCGCUUUCCAUCACCCCGCCCCAUUCUCCCGCUUUCCAUCGCCCCGCCCCAUUCUCCCGCUUUCCAUUGCCCCGCCCCAUUCUCCAUCUUUCCAUCGCCCCGCCCCAUUCUCCCGCUUUCCAUUGCCCCGCCCCAUUCUCCAUCUUUCCAUCACCCAGCCCCAUUCUCCCGCUUUCCAUCACCCCGCCCCAUUCUCCCUCUUUCCAUCACCCCGCCCCAUUCUCCCAAUUUCCAUCACCUCGCCCCAUUCUCCCUCUAUCCAUCACCCCACCCCAUUCUCCCUCUUUCCAUCACCCAGCCCCAUUCUCCCUCUUUCCAUUACCCUGCCCCGUUCGCCCCAUUCUCCCUCUUUCCAUCACCCCGCCCCAUUCUCCUGCUUUGCAUCUCCCCGCCCCAUUCUCCUGCUUUCCAUCACCCCGCCCCAUUCUCCCGCUUUCCAUCACCCCGCCCCAUUCUCCCGCUUUCCAUCACCCCGCCCCAUUCUCCCACUUUCAAUCACCCCGCCCCAUUCUCCCGCUUUCCAUCACCCCGCCCCAUUCUCCCGCUUUCCAUCACCCCGCCCCAUUCUCCCGCUUUCCAUCGCCCCGCCCCAUUCUGCCUCUUCCCAUCGCCCCGCCCCAUUCUCCCUCUUUCCAUCACCCCGCCCCAUUCUCCCACUUUCCAUCACCCCGCCUCAUUCUCCCUCUUUCCAUCGCCCCGCCCCAUUCUCCCGCUUUCCAUCGCCCCGCCCCAUUCUCCCUCUUUCCAUCACCCAGCCCCAUUCUCCCUCUUUCCAUCACCCAGCCCCUCCAUCACCCAGCCCCAUUCUCCCUCUUCCCAUCACCCAGCCCCAUUCUCCCUCUUUCCAUCACCCCGCCCCAUUCUCCCUCUUUCCAUCACCCAGCCCCAUUCUCCCGCUUUCCAUCACCCCGCCCCAUUCUCCCGCUUUCCAUCGCCCCGCCCCAUUCUCCCGCUUUCCAUCGCCCCGCCCCAUUCUCCCUCUUUCCAUCACCCAGCCCCAUUCUCCCGCUUUCCAUCACCCCGCCCCAUUCUCCCUCUUUCCAUCACCCCGCCCCGUUCUCCCGCUUUCCAUCACCCCGCCCCAUUUUCCCGCUUUCCAUCACCCCGCCCCAUUUUCCCGCUUUCCAUCACCCUGCCCCAUUCUACCGCUUUCCAUCACCCGGUCCCAUUCUCCCUCUUUCCAUCACCCCGCCCUAUUCUACCUCUUUCCAUUUAUCACCCAGCCCAUUUCUCCCUCUUUCCAUCACCCCGCCCCAUUCUCCCUCUUUCCAUCACCCCACCCUAUUUUCCCUCUUUCCAUCACCCCGCCCCAUUCUCCCGCUUUCCAUCGCCCCGCCCCAUUAACCCCCCUUUCCAUCACCCCGCCCCGUUCUCCCGCUUUCCAUCACCCCGCCCCGUUCUCCCGCUUUCCAUCACCCCGACCCGUUCUCCCGCUUUCCAUCACCCCGACCCGUUCUCCCGCUUUCCAUCACCCCGCCCGGUUCUCCCGCUUUCCAUCACCCGCCCCGUUCUCCCGCUUUCCAUCACCCCGCCGCGAUCUCCCGCUUUCCAUCACCACACCCCAUUCUCCCUCUUUACAUCACCCCGCCCCAUUCUCCCUCUUUCCAUCACCCAGCCCCAUUCUCCCGCUUUCCAUCACGCCGCCCCAUUCUCCCUCUUUCCAUCACCCCGCCCCAUUCUCCCGCUUUCCAUCACCCCACCCCAUUCUCCCGCUUUCCAUCACCCCGGCCCAUUCUCCCGCUUUCCAUCACCCCGCCCCAUUCUCUCUCUUCCCAUCACCCCGCCCCAUUCUCCCUCUUUCCCUCACCCAGCCCAUUUCUCCCUCUUUCCAUCACCCAGCCCAUUUCUCCCUCUUUCCAUCACCCCGCCCCAUUCUCCAUCUUUCCAUCACCCCGCCCCAUUCUCCCUCUUUCCAUCACCCCGCCCCAUUCUCCCGCUUUCCAUCGCCCCAACCCAUUCUUCUGCUUUCCAUCACCCCGCCCCAUUCUCCCUCUUUCCAUCACCCCGCCCCAUUCUCCCGCUUUCCAUCACCCCGCCCCAUUCUCCCGCUUUCCAUCGCCCUGCCCCAUUCUCCCGCUUUCCAUUGUCCCGCCCCAUUAUCCCACUUUCCAUCGCCCCGCCCCAUUCUCCCUCUUUCUAUCGCCCCGCCCCAUUCUCCCUCUUUCCAUCGCCCCGCCCCAUGCUCCAGAUUUCCGUCACCCUGCCCCAUUCUCGCUCUUUCAAUCGCCCCGCCCUGUUCUCCCGCUUUCCAUCGCCCCGCCCUGUUCUCCCGCUUUCCAUCACCCCGCCCUGUUCUCCCACGUUCCAUCGCCCUGCCUCAUUCUCCCGCUUUCCAUCUCCCCGCCCCAUUCUCCCUCUUUCCAUCACCCCGCCCCAUUCUCCCGCUUUCCAUCUCCCCGCCCCAUUCUCCCGCUUUCAAUCACCCCGCCCCAUUCUCCCCCUUUCCAUCACCCCGCCCCAUUCUCCCGCUUUCCAUCACCCCGCCCCAUUCUCCCGCUUUCCAUCGCCCCGCCCCAUUCUCCCGCUUUCCAUCGCCCCGCCCCAUUCUCCCGCUUUCCAUCACCCCGCCCCAUUCUCCCGCUUUCCAUCACCCCGCUUCAUUCUCCCGCUUUCCAUCGCCCCGCCCCAUUCUCCCGCUUUCCAUCGCCCCGCCCCAAUCUCCCGCUUUCCAUCACCCCGCCCCAUUCUCCCUCUUUCCAUUGCCCCGCCCCAUUCUGCCUCUUCCCAUCGCCCCGCCCAUUCUCCCGCUUUCCAUCACCCCGCCCAUUCUCUCGCUUUCCAUCACCCCACCUCAUUCUCCCGCUUUCCUUCGCCCCGCCCCAUUCUCCCGCAUUCCUUCGCCCAGCCCCAUUCUCCCUCUUACCAUCACCCCGCCCCAUUCUCCCUCUUUCCAUCACCCCGCCCCAUUCUCCCUCGUUCCAUCACCCCGCCCCAUUCUCCCUCUUUCCAUCACCCCGCCCCAUUCUCCCGCUUUCCAUCACCCUGCCCCAUUCUCCCUCUUUCCAUCGCCCUGCCCCAUUCUCCCUCUUACCAUCGCCCCGCCCCAUUCUCCCUCUUUCCAUCACCCCGCCCCAUUCUCCCGCUUUCCAUCACCCCGCCCCAUUCCCCCUCUUUCCAUCGCCCCGCCCCAUUCUCCCUCUUUCCAUCACCCAGCCCCAUUCUCCCUCUUUCCAUCACCCAACCCCAUUCUCCCUCUCUCCAUCACCCCGCCCCAUUCUCCCUCUUUCCAUCACCCCGCCCCAUUCUCCCUCUUUCCAUCACCCCGCCCCAUUCUCCCUCUUUCCAUCACCCCGCCUCAUUCUCCCGCUUUCCAUCUCCCCGCCCCAUUCUCCCUCUUUCCAUCACUCCGCCCCAUUCUCCCGCUUUCCAUCUCCCCGCCCCAUUCUCCUGCUUUCAAUCACCCCGCCCCAUUCUCCCGCUUUCCAUCACCCCGGCCCAUUCUCCCGCUUUCCAUCACCCCGCCCCAUUCUCUCUCUUCCCAUCACCCCGCCCCAUUCUCCCUCUUUCCCUCACCCCGCCCCAUUCUCCCGCUUUCCAUCAACCCGCCCCAUUCUCCCGCUUUCCAUCACCCCGGCCCAUUCUCCCGCUUUCCAUCACCCCGCCCCAUUCUCUCUCUUCCCAUCACCCCGCCCCAUUCUCCCUCUUUCCCUCACCCAGCCCAUUUCUCCCUCUUUCCAUCACCCCGCCCCAUUCUCCCUCUUUCCAUCACCCCGCCCAUUCUCCCUCAUUCCAUCACCCCGCCCCAUUCUCCCGCUUUCCAUCACCCCGCCCCAUUCUCCCGCUUUCCAUCACCCCGGCCCAUUCUCCCGCUUUCCAUCACCCCGCCCCAUUCUCUCUCUUCCCAUCACCCCGCCCCAUUCUCCCUCUUUCCCUCACCCAGCCCAUUUCUCCCUCUUUCCAUCACCCCGCCCCAUUCUCCCGCUUUCCAUCGCCCCGCCCCAUUCUCCCGCUUUCCAUCGCCCCGCCCCAUUCUCCCGCUUUCCAUCGCCCCGCCCCAUUCUCCCGCUUUCCAUCACCCCGCCCCAUUCUCCCGCAUUCAAUCACCCCGCCCCAUUCUCCCGCUUUCCAUCACCCCGCUUCAUUCUCCCGCUUUCCAUCGCCCCGCCCCAUUCUCCCGCUUUCCAUCGCCCCGCCCCAUUCUCCCACUUUCCAUCGCCCCGCCCCAAUCUCCCGCUUUCCAUCACCCCGCCCCAUUCUCCCUCUUUCCAUCGCCCCGCCCCAUUCUGCCUCUUCCCAUCGCCCCGCCCAUUCUCCCGCUUUCCAUCACCCCGCCCAUUCUCCCGCUUUCCAUCACCCCGCCUCUUUCUCCCGCUUUCCUUCGCCCCGCCCCAUUCUCCCGCUUUCCUUCGCCCAGCCCCAUUCUCCCUCUUUCCAUCACCCCGCCCCAUUCUCCCUCUUUCCAUCACCCCGCCCCAUUCUCCCUCGUUCCAUCACCCCACCCCAUUCUCCCUCUUUCCAUCACCCCGCCCCAUUCUCCCGCUUUCCAUCACCCUGCCCCAUUCUCCCUCUUUCCAUCGCCCCGCCCCAUUCUCCCUCUUUCCAUCGCCCCGCCCCAUUCUCCCUCUUUCCAUCACCCCGCCCCAUUCUCCCGCUUUCCAUCACCCCGCCCCAUUCCCCCUCUUUCCAUCGCCCUGCCCCAUUCUCCCUCUUUCCAUCACCCAGCCCCAUUCUCGCUCUUUCCAUCACCCAACCCCAUUCUCCCUCUUUCCAUCACCCCGCCCCGUUCUCUCGUUUUCCAUCGCCCCGUCCCAUUCUCCCUCUUUCCAUUGCCCCGCCCUAUUUUCCUUCUUUCCAUCACCCCGCCCCAUUCUCCCGCUUUCCAUCACCCCCCCUUAUUCUCCCCCUUUCCAUCACCCCGCCCCGUUCUCCCGCUUUCCAUCACCCCGCCCCGUUCUCCCGCUUUCCAUCACCCCAACCCGUUCUCCCGCUUUCCAUCACCCCGACCCGUUCUCCCGCUUUCCAUCACCCCGCCCUGUUCUCCCGCUUUCCAUCACCCGCCCCGUUCUCCCGCUUUCCAUCACCCCGCCGCGAUCUCCCGCUUUCCAUCACCACGCCCCAUUCUCCCUCUUUACAUCACCCCGCCCCAUUCUCCCUCUUUCUAUCACCCAGCCCCAUUCUCCCGCUUUCCAUCACGCCGCCCCAUUCUCCCUCUUUCCAUCACCCCGCCCCAUUCUCCCGCUUUCCAUCACCCCGCCCCAUUCUCCCUCUUUCCAUCACCCCGCCCCAUUCUCCCGCUUUCCAUCACCCCGCCCCAUUCUCCCGCUUUCCAUCACCCCGCCCCAUUCUCCCGCUUUCCAUCACCCCGCCCCAUUCUCUCGCUUCCCAUCACCCCGCCCCAUUCUCCCUCUUUCCCUCACCCAGCCCAUUUCUCCCUCUUUCCAUCACCCAGCCCAUUUCUCCCUCUUUCCAUCACCCCGCCCCCUUCUCCAUCUUUCCAUCACCCCGCCCCAUUCUUCCGCUUUCCAUCACCCCGCCCCAUUCUCCCUCUUUCCAUCACCCCGCCCCAUUCUCCCUCUUUCCAUCACCCCGCCCCAUUCUCCCGCUUUCCAUCACCCCGCCCCAUUCUCCCGCUUUCCAUCACCCAGCCCCAUUCUCCCGCUUUCCAUCACGCCGCCCCAUUCUCCCUCUUUCCAUCACCCCGCCCCAUUCUCCCGCUUUCCAUCACCCCGCCCCAUUUUCCCGCUUUCCAUCACCCCGCCCCAUUCUCCCGCUUUCCAUCACCCCGCCCCAUUCUCUCGCUUCCCGUCACCCCGCCCCAUUCUCCCUCUUUCCCUCACCCAGCCCAUUUCUCCCUCUUUCCAUCACCCAGCCCCAUUCUCCCUCUUUCCAUCACCCAACCCCAUUCUCCCUCUUUCCAUCACCCCGCCCCAUUCUCCCUCUUUCCAUCACCCCGCCCCAUUCUCCCUCUUUCCAUCACCCCGCCCCAUUCUCCCGCUUUCCAUCACCCCACCCCAUUCUCCCGCUUUCCAUCGCCCCAACCCAUUCUUCUGCUUUCCAUCACCCCAACCCAUUCUCCCUCUUUCCAUCACCCCGCCCCAUUCUCCCGCUUUCCAUCACCCCGCCACAUUCUCCCGCUUUCCAUCGCCCUGCCCCAUUCUCCCGCUUUCCAUUGUCCCGCCCCAUUAUCCCACUUUCCAUCGCCCCGCCCCAUUCUCCCUCUUUCUAUCGCCCCGCCCCAUUCUCCCUCUUUCCAUCGCCCCGCCCCAUUCUCUAGAUUUCCGUCACCCUGCCCCAUUCUCGCUCUUUCAAUCGCCCCGCCCUGUUCUCCCGCUUUCCAUCUCCCCGCCCUGUUCUCCCGCUUUCCAUCACCCCGCCCUGUUCUCCCGCGUUCCAUCGCCCCGCCUCAUUCUCCCGCUUUCCAUCUCCCCGCCCCAUUCUCCCUCUUUCCAUCACCCCGCCCCAUUCUCCCGCUUUCCAUCUCCCCGCCCCAUUCUCCCGCUUUCAAUCACCCCGCCCCAUUCUCCCCCUUUCCAUCACCCCGCCCCAUUCUCCCGCUUUCCAUCACCCCGCCCCAUUCUCCCGCUUUCCAUCGCCCCGCCCCAUUCUCCCGCUUUCCAUCGCCCCGCCCCAUUCUCCCGCUUUCCAUCACCCCGCCCCAUUCUCCCGCAUUCAAUCACCCCGCCCCAUUCUCCCGCUUUCCAUCACCCCGCUUCAUUCUCCCACUUUCCAUCGCCCCGCCCCAUUCUCCCGCUUUCCAUCGCCCCGCCCCAUUCUCCCGCUUUCCAUCGCCCCGCCCCAAUCUCCCGCUUUCCAUCACCCCGCCCCAUUCUCCCUCUUUCCAUCGCCCCGCCCCAUUCUGCCUCUUCCCAUCGCCCCGCCCAUUCUCCCGCUUUCCAUCACCCCGCCCAUUCUCCCGCUUUCCAUCACCCCGCCUCAUUCUCCCGCUUUCCUUCGCCCCGCCCCAUUCUCCCGCUUUCCUUCGCCCAGCCCCAUUCUCCCUCUUUCCAUCACCCCGCCCCAUUCUCCCUCUUUCCAUCACCCCGCCCCAUUCUCCCUCGUUCCAUCACCCCGCCCCAUUCUCCCUCUUUCCAUCACCCCGCCCCAUUCUCCCGCUUUCCAUCACCCUGCCCCAUUCUCCCUCUUUCCAUCGCCCCGCCCCAUUCUCCCUCUUUCCAUCGCCCCGCCCCAUUCUCCCUCUUUCCAUCACCCCGCCCCAUUCUCCCGCUUUCCAUCACCCCGCCCCAUUCCCCCUCUUUCCAUCGCCCCGCCCCAUUCUCCCUCUUUCCAUCACCCAGCCCCAUUCUCGCUCUUUCCAUCACCCAACCCCAUUCUCCCUCUUUCCAUCACCCCGCCCCAUUCUCCCUCUUUCCAUCACCCCGCCCCAUUCUCCCUCUUUCCAUCACCCCGCCCCAUUCUCCCUCUUUCCAUCACCCCGCCCCGUUCUCUCGUUUUCCAUCGCCCUGUCCCAUUCUCCCUCUUUCCAUUGCCCCGCCCUAUUUUCCUUCUUUCCAUCACCCCGCCCCAUUCUCCCGCUUUCCAUCACCCCCCCUUAUUCUCCCCCUUUCCAUCACCCCGCCCCGUUCUCCCGCUUUCCAUCACCCCGCCCCGUUCUCCCGCUUUCCAUCACCCCAACCCGUUCUCCCGCUUUCCAUCACCCCGACCCGUUCUCCCGCUUUCCAUCACCCCGCCCUCCCCAUUCUCCCGCUUUCCAUCACGCCGCCCCAUUCUCCCUCUUUCCAUCACCCCGCCCCAUUCUCCCGCUUUCCAUCACCCCGCCCCAUUCUCCCUCUUUCCAUCACCCCGCCCCAUUCUCCCGCUUUCCAUCACCCCGCCCCAUUCUCCCGCUUUCCAUCACCCCGCCCCAUUCUCCCGCUUUCCAUCACCCCGCCCCAUUCUCUCGCUUCCCAUCACCCCGCCCCAUUCUCCCUCUUUCCCUCACCCAGCCCAUUUCUCCCUCUUUCCAUCACCCAGCCCAUUUCUCCCUCUUUCCAUCACCCCGCCCCAUUCUCCAUCUUUCCAUCACCCCGCCCCAUUCUUCCGCUUUCCAUCACCCCGCCCCAUUCUCCCUCUUUCCAUCACCCCGCCCCAUUCUCCCUCUUUCCAUCACCCCGCCCCAUUCUCCCGCUUUCCAUCACCCCGCCCCAUUCUCCCGCUUUCCAUCACCCAGCCCCAUUCUCCCGCUUUCCAUCACGCCGCCCCAUUCUCCCUCUUUCCAUCACCCCGCCCCAUUCUCCCGCUUUCCAUCACCCCGCCCCACUCUCCCACUUUCCAUCACCCCGCCCCAUUCUCCCGCUUUCCAUCACCCCGCCCCAUUCUCUCGCUUCCCAUCACCCCGCCCCAUUCUCCCUCUUUCCCUCACCCAGCCCAUUUCUCCCUCUUUCCAUCACCCAGCCCCAUUCUCCCUCUUUCCAUCACCCAACCCCAUUCUCCCUCUUUCCAUCACCCCGCCCCAUUCUCCCUCUUUCCAUCACCCCGCCCCAUUCUCCCUCUUUCCAUCACCCAGCCCAUUUCUCCCUCUUUCCAUCACCCCGCCCCAUUCUCCAUCUUUCCAUCACCCCGCCCCAUUCUUCCGCUUUCCAUCACCCCGCCCCAUUCUCCCUCUUUCCAUCACCCCGCCCCAUUCUCCCUCUUUCCAUCACCCCGCCCCAUUCUCCCGCUUUCCAUCACCCCGCCCCAUUCUCCCGCUUUCCAUCACCCAGCCCCAUUCUCCCGCUUUCCAUCACGCCGCCCCAUUCUCCCUCUUUCCAUCACCCCGCCCCAUUCUCCCGCUUUCCAUCACCCCGCCCCACUCUCCCACUUUCCAUCACCCCGCCCCAUUCUCCCGCUUUCCAUCACCCCGACCCGUUCUCCCGCUUUCCAUCACCCCGCCCUGUUCUCCCGCUUUCCAUCACCCGCCCCGUUCUCCCGCUUUCCAUCACCCCGCCGCGAUCUCCCGCUUUCCAUCACCACGCCCCAUUCUCCCUCUUUACAUCACCCCGCCCCAUUCUCCCUCUUUCUAUCACCCAGCCCCAUUCUCCCGCUUUCCAUCACGCCGCCCCAUUCUCCCUCUUUCCAUCACCCCGCCCCAUUCUCCCGCUUUCCAUCACCCCGCCCCAUUCUCCCUCUUUCCAUCACCCCGCCCCAUUCUCCCGCUUUCCAUCACCCCGCCCCAUUCUCCCGCUUUCCAUCACCCCGCCCCAUUCUCCCGCUUUCCAUCACCCCGCCCCAUUCUCUCGCUUCCCAUCACCCCGCCCCAUUCUCCCUCUUUCCCUCACCCAGCCCAUUUCUCCCUCUUUCCAUCACCCAGCCCAUUUCUCCCUCUUUCCAUCACCCCGCCCCAUUCUCCAUCUUUCCAUCACCCCGCCCCAUUCUUCCGCUUUCCAUCACCCCGCCCCAUUCUCCCUCUUUCCAUCACCCCGCCCCAUUCUCCCUCUUUCCAUCACCCCGCCCCAUUCUCCCGCUUUCCAUCACCCCGCCCCAUUCUCCCGCUUUCCAUCACCCAGCCCCAUUCUCCCGCUUUCCAUCACGCCGCCCCAUUCUCCCUCUUUCCAUCACCCCGCCCCAUUCUCCCGCUUUCCAUCACCCCGCCCCACUCUCCCACUUUCCAUCACCCCGCCCCAUUCUCCCGCUUUCCAUCACCCCGCCCCAUUCUCUCGCUUCCCAUCACCCCGCCCCAUUCUCCCUCUUUCCCUCACCCAGCCCAUUUCUCCCUCUUUCCAUCACCCAGCCCCAUUCUCCCUCUUUCCAUCACCCAACCCCAUUCUCCCUCUUUCCAUCACCCCGCCCCAUUCUCCCUCUUUCCAUCACCCCGCCCCAUUCUCCCUCUUUCCAUCACCCCGCCCCAUUCUCCCUCUUUCCAUCACCCAGCCCAUUUCUCCCUCUUUCCAUCACCCCGCCCCAUUCUCCAUCUUUCCAUCACCCCGCCCCAUUCUUCCGCUUUCCAUCACCCCGCCCCAUUCUCCCUCUUUCCAUCACCCCGCCCCAUUCUCCCUCUUUCCAUCACCCCGCCCCAUUCUCCCGCUUUCCAUCACCCCGCCCCAUUCUCCCGCUUUCCAUCACCCAGCCCCAUUCUCCCGCUUUCCAUCACGCCGCCCCAUUCUCCCUCUUUCCAUCACCCCGCCCCAUUCUCCCGCUUUCCAUCACCCCGCCCCACUCUCCCACUUUCCAUCACCCCGCCCCAUUCUCCCGCUUUCCAUCACCCCGCCCCAUUCUCUCGCUUCCCAUCACCCCGCCCCAUUCUCCCUCUUUCCCUCACCCAGCCCAUUUCUCCCUCUUUCCAUCACCCAGCCCAAUUCUCCCUCUUUCCAUCACCCAACCCCAUUCUCCCUCUUUCCAUCACCCCGCCCCAUUCUCCCUCUUUCCAUCACCCCGCCCCAUUCUCCCUCUUUCCAUCACCCAGCCCCAUUCUCCCUCUUUCCAUCACCCAACCCCAUUCUCCCUCUUUCCAUCACCCCGCCCCAUUCUCCCUCUUUCCAUCACCCCGCCCCAUUCUCCCUCUUUCCAUCACCCCGCCCCAUUCUCCCUCUUUCCAUCACCCCGCCCCAUUCUCCCUCUUUCCAUCACCCCGUCCCAUUCUCCCUCUUUCCAUUGCCCCGCCCUAUUUUCCUUCUUUCCAUCACCCCGCCCCAUUCUCCCGCUUUCCAUCACCCCCCCUUAUUCUCCCCCUUUCCAUCACCCCGCCCCGUUCUCCCGCUUUCCAUCACCCCGCCCCGUUCUCCCGCUUUCCAUCACCCCAACCCGUUCUCCCGCUUUCCAUCACCCCGACCCGUUCUCCCGCUUUCCAUCACCCCGCCCUGUUCUCCCGCUUUCCAUCACCCGCCCCGUUCUCCCGCUUUCCAUCACCCCGCCGCGAUCUCCCGCUUUCCAUCACCACGCCCCAUUCUCCCUCUUUACAUCACCCCGCCCCAUUCUCCCUCUUUCUAUCACCCAGCCCCAUUCUCCCGCUUUCCAUCACCCCGCUUCAUUCUCCCGCUUUCCAUCGCCCCGCCCCAUUCUCCCGCUUUCCAUCGCCCCGCCCCAUUCUCCCGCUUUCCAUCGACCCGCCCCAAUCUCCCGCUUUCCAUCACCCCGCCCCAUUCUCCCUCUUUCCAUCGCCCCGCCCCAUUCUGCCUCUUCCCAUCGCCCCGCCCAUUCUCCCGCUUUCCAUCACCCCGCCCAUUCUCCCGCUUUCCAUCACCCCGCCUCAUUCUCCCGCUUUCCUUCGCCCCGCCCCAUUCUCCCGCUUUCCUUCGCCCAGCCCCAUUCUCCCUCUUUCCAUCACCCCGCCCCAUUCUCCCUCUUUCCAUCACCCCGCCCCAUUCUCCCUCAUUCCAUCACCCCGCCCCAUUCUCCCUCUUUCCAUCACCCCGCCCCAUUCUCCCGCUUUCCAUCACCCUGCCCCAUUCUCCCUCUUUCCAUCGCCCCGCCCCAUUCUCCCUCUUUCCAUCUACCCGCCCCAUUCUCCCUCUUUCCAUCACCCCGCCCCAUUCUCCCGCUUUCCAUCACCCCGCCCCAUUCCCCCUCUUUCCAUCGCCCCGCCCCAUUCUCCCUCUUUCCAUCACCCAGCCCCAUUCUCGCUCUUUCCAUCACCCAACCCCAUUCUCCCUCUUUCCAUCACCCCGCCCCAUUCUCCCUCUUUCCAUCACCCCGCCCCAUUCUCCCUCUUUCCAUCACCCCGCCCCAUUCUCCCUCUUUCCAUCACCCCGCCCCGUUCUCUCGUUUUCCAUCGCCCCGUCCCAUUCUCCCUCUUUCCAUUGCCCCGCCCUAUUUUCCUUCUUUCCAUCACCCCGCCCCAUUCUCCCGCUUUCCAUCACCCCCCCUUAUUCUCCCCCUUUCCAUCACCCCGCCCCGUUCUCCCGCUUUCCAUCACCCCGCCCCGUUCUCCCGCUUUCCAUCACCCCAACCCGGUCUCCCGCUUUUCAUCACCCCGACCCGUUCUCCCGCUUUCCAUCACCCCGCCCUGUUCUCCCGCUUUCCAUCACCCGCCCCGUUCUCCCGCUUUCCAUCACCCCGCCGCGAUCUCCCGCUUUCCAUCACCACGCCCCAUUCUCCCUCUUUACAUCACCCCGCCCCAUUCUCCCUCUUUCUAUCACCCAGCCCCAUUCUCCCGCUUUCCAUCACGCCGCCCCAUUCUCCCUCUUUCCAUCACCCCGCCCCAUUCUCCCGCUUUCCAUCACCCCGCCCCAUUCUCCCUCUUUCCAUCACCCCGCCCCAUUCUCCCGCUUUCCAUCACCCCGCCCCAUUCUCCCGCUUUCCAUCACCCCGCCCCAUUCUCCCGCUUUCCAUCACCCCGCCCCAUUCUCUCGCUUCCCAUCACCCCGCCCCAUUCUCCCUCUUUCCCUCACCCAGCCCAUUUCUCCCUCUUUCCAUCACCCAGCCCAUUUCUCCCUCUUUCCAUCACCCCGCCCCAUUCUCCAUCUUUCCAUCACCCCGCCCCAUUCUUCCGCUUUCCAUCACCCCGCCCCAUUCUCCCUCUUUCCAUCACCCCGCCCCAUUCUCCCUCUUUCCAUCACCCCGCCCCAUUCUCCCGCUUUCCAUCACCCCGCCCCAUUCUCCCGCUUUCCAUCACCCAGCCCCAUUCUCCCGCUUUCCAUCACGCCGCCCCAUUCUCCCUCUUUCCAUCACCCCGCCCCAUUCUCCCGCUUUCCAUCACCCCGCCCCACUCUCCCACUUUCCAUCACCCCGCCCCAUUCUCCCGCUUUCCAUCACCCCGCCCCAUUCUCUCGCUUCCCAUCACCCCGCCCCAUUCUCCCUCUUUCCCUCACCCAGCCCAUUUCUCCCUCUUUCCAUCACCCAGCCCCAUUCUCCCUCUUUCCAUCACCCAACCCCAUUCUCCCUCUUUCCAUCACCCCGCCCCAUUCUCCCUCUUUCCAUCACCCCGCCCCAUUCUCCCUCUUUCCAUCACCCCGCCCCAUUCUCCCUCUUUCCAUCACCCAGCCCAUUUCUCCCUCUUUCCAUCACCCCGCCCCAUUCUCCAUCUUUCCAUCACCCCGCCCCAUUCUUCCGCUUUCCAUCACCCCGCCCCAUUCUCCCUCUUUCCAUCACCCCGCCCCAUUCUCCCUCUUUCCAUCACCCCGCCCCAUUCUCCCGCUUUCCAUCACCCCGCCCCAUUCUCCCGCUUUCCAUCACCCAGCCCCAUUCUCCCGCUUUCCAUCACGCCGCCCCAUUCUCCCUCUUUCCAUCACCCCGCCCCAUUCUCCCGCUUUCCAUCACCCCGCCCCACUCUCCCACUUUCCAUCACCCCGCCCCAUUCUCCCGCUUUCCAUCACCCCGCCCCAUUCUCUCGCUUCCCAUCACCCCGCCCCAUUCUCCCUCUUUCCCUCACCCAGCCCAUUUCUCCCUCUUUCCAUCACCCAGCCCAAUUCUCCCUCUUUCCAUCACCCAACCCCAUUCUCCCUCUUUCCAUCACCCCGCCCCAUUCUCCCUCUUUCCAUCACCCCGCCCCAUUCUCCCUCUUUCCAUCACCCAGCCCCAUUCUCCCUCUUUCCAUCACCCAACCCCAUUCUCCCUCUUUCCAUCACCCCGCCCCAUUCUCCCUCUUUCCAUCACCCCGCCCCAUUCUCCCUCUUUCCAUCACCCCGCCCCAUUCUCCCUCUUUCCAUCACCCCGCCCCAUUCUCCCUCUUUCCAUCACCCCGUCCCAUUCUCCCUCUUUCCAUUGCCCCGCCCUAUUUUCCUUCUUUCCAUCACCCCGCCCCAUUCUCCCGCUUUCCAUCACCCCCCCUUAUUCUCCCCCUUUCCAUCACCCCGCCCCGUUCUCCCGCUUUCCAUCACCCCGCCCCGUUCUCCCGCUUUCCAUCACCCCAACCCGUUCUCCCGCUUUCCAUCACCCCGACCCGUUCUCCCGCUUUCCAUCACCCCGCCCUGUUCUCCCGCUUUCCAUCACCCGCCCCGUUCUCCCGCUUUCCAUCACCCCGCCGCGAUCUCCCGCUUUCCAUCACCACGCCCCAUUCUCCCUCUUUACAUCACCCCGCCCCAUUCUCCCUCUUUCUAUCACCCAGCCCCAUUCUCCCGCUUUCCAUCACCCCGCUUCAUUCUCCCGCUUUCCAUCGCCCCGCCCCAUUCUCCCGCUUUCCAUCGCCCCGCCCCAUUCUCCCGCUUUCCAUCGACCCGCCCCAAUCUCCCGCUUUCCAUCACCCCGCCCCAUUCUCCCUCUUUCCAUCGCCCCGCCCCAUUCUGCCUCUUCCCAUCGCCCCGCCCAUUCUCCCGCUUUCCAUCACCCCGCCCAUUCUCCCGCUUUCCAUCACCCCGCCUCAUUCUCCCGCUUUCCUUCGCCCCGCCCCAUUCUCCCGCUUUCCUUCGCCCAGCCCCAUUCUCCCUCUUUCCAUCACCCCGCCCCAUUCUCCCUCUUUCCAUCACCCCGCCCCAUUCUCCCUCAUUCCAUCACCCCGCCCCAUUCUCCCUCUUUCCAUCACCCCGCCCCAUUCUCCCGCUUUCCAUCACCCUGCCCCAUUCUCCCUCUUUCCAUCGCCCCGCCCCAUUCUCCCUCUUUCCAUCUACCCGCCCCAUUCUCCCUCUUUCCAUCACCCCGCCCCAUUCUCCCGCUUUCCAUCACCCCGCCCCAUUCCCCCUCUUUCCAUCGCCCCGCCCCAUUCUCCCUCUUUCCAUCACCCAGCCCCAUUCUCGCUCUUUCCAUCACCCAACCCCAUUCUCCCUCUUUCCAUCACCCCGCCCCAUUCUCCCUCUUUCCAUCACCCCGCCCCAUUCUCCCUCUUUCCAUCACCCCGCCCCAUUCUCCCUCUUUCCAUCACCCCGCCCCGUUCUCUCGUUUUCCAUCGCCCCGUCCCAUUCUCCCUCUUUCCAUUGCCCCGCCCUAUUUUCCUUCUUUCCAUCACCCCGCCCCAUUCUCCCGCUUUCCAUCACCCCCCCUUAUUCUCCCCCUUUCCAUCACCCCGCCCCGUUCUCCCGCUUUCCAUCACCCCGCCCCGUUCUCCCGCUUUCCAUCACCCCAACCCGGUCUCCCGCUUUUCAUCACCCCGACCCGUUCUCCCGCUUUCCAUCACCCCGCCCUGUUCUCCCGCUUUCCAUCACCCGCCCCGUUCUCCCGCUUUCCAUCACCCCGCCGCGAUCUCCCGCUUUCCAUCACCACGCCCCAUUCUCCCUCUUUACAUCACCCCGCCCCAUUCUCCCUCUUUCUAUCACCCAGCCCCAUUCUCCCGCUUUCCAUCACGCCGCCCCAUUCUCCCUCUUUCCAUCACCCCGCCCCAUUCUCCCGCUUUCCAUCACCCCGCCCCAUUCUCCCUCUUUCCAUCACCCCGCCCCAUUCUCCCGCUUUCCAUCACCCCGCCCCAUUCUCCCGCUUUCCAUCACCCCGCCCCAUUCUCCCGCUUUCCAUCACCCCGCCCCAUUCUCUCGCUUCCCAUCACCCCGCCCCAUUCUCCCUCUUUCCCUCACCCAGCCCAUUUCUCCCUCUUUCCAUCACCCAGCCCAUUUCUCCCUCUUUCCAUCACCCCGCCCCAUUCUCCAUCUUUCCAUCACCCCGCCCCAUUCUUCCGCUUUCCAUCACCCCGCCCCAUUCUCCCUCUUUCCAUCACCCCGCCCCAUUCUCCCUCUUUCCAUCACCCCGCCCCAUUCUCCCGCUUUCCAUCACCCCGCCCCAUUCUCCCGCUUUCCAUCACCCAGCCCCAUUCUCCCGCUUUCCAUCACGCCGCCCCAUUCUCCCUCUUUCCAUCACCCCGCCCCAUUCUCCCGCUUUCCAUCACCCCGCCCCAUUCUCCCGCUUUCCAUCACCCCGCCCCAUUCUCCCGCUUUCCAUCACCCCGCCCCAUUCUCUCGCUUCCCAUUACCCCACCCCAUUCUCCCUCUUUCCCUCACCCAGCCCAUUUCUCCCUCUUUCCAUCACCCAGCCCCAUUCUCCCUCUUUCCAUCACCCAACCCCAUUCUCCCUCUUUCCAUCACCCCGCCCCAUUCUCCCUCUUUCCAUCACCCCGCCCCAUUCUCCCUCUUUCCAUCACCCCGCCCCAUUCUCCCUCUUUCCAUCACCCCGCUUCGUUCUCUCGUUUUCCAUCGCCCCGUCCCAUUCUCCCUCUUUCCAUUGCCCCGCCCUAUUUUCCUUCUUUCCAUCACCCCGCCCCAUUCUCCCGCUUUCCAUCACCCCCCCUUAUUCUCCCCCUUUCCAUCACCCCGCCCCGUUCUCCCGCUUUCCAUCACCCCGCCCCGUUCUCCCGCUUUCCAUCACCCCAACCCGUUCUCCCGCUUUACAUCACCCCGACCCGUUCUCCCGCUUUCCAUCACCCCGCCCUGUUCUCCCGCUUUCCAUCACCCGCCCCGUUCUCCCGCUUUCCAUCACCCCGCCGCGAUCUCCCGCUUUCCAUCACCACGCCCCAUUCUCCCUCUUUACAUCACCCCGCCCCAUUCUCCCUCUUUCUAUCACCCAGCCCCAUUCUCCCGCUUUCCAUCACGCCGCCCCAUUCUCCCUCUUUCCAUCACCCCGCCCCAUUCUCCCGCUUUCCAUCACCCCGCCCCAUUCUCCCUCUUUCCAUCACCCCGCCCCAUUCUCCCGCUUUCCAUCACCCCGCCCCAUUCUCCCGCUUUCCAUCACCCCGCCCCAUUCUCCCACUUUCCAUCACCCCGCCCCAUUCUCUCGCUUCCCAUCACCCCGCCCCAUUCUCCCUCUUUCCCUCACCCAGCCCAUUUCUCCCUCUUUCCAUCACCCAGCCCAUUUCUCCCUCUUUCCAUCACCCCGCCCCAUUCUCCAUCUUUCCAUCACCCCUCCCCAUUCUUCCGCUUUCCAUCACCCCGCCCCAUUCUCCCUCUUUCCAUCACCCCGCCCCAUUCUCCCUCUUUCCAUCACCCCGCCCCAUUCUCCCGCUUUCCAUCACCCCGCCCCAUUCUCCCGCUUUCCAUCACCCAGCCCCAUUCUCCCGCUUUCCAUCACGCCGCCCCAUUCUCCCUCUUUCCAUCACCCCGUCCCAUUCUCCCGCUUUCCAUCACCCCGCCCCAUUCUCCCGCUUUCCAUCACCCCGCCCCAUUCUCCCGCUUUCCAUCACCCCGCCCCAUUCUCUCGCUUCCCAUCACCCCGCCCCAUUCUCCCUCUUUCCCUCACCCAGCCCAUUUCUCCCUCUUUCCAUCACCCAGCCCCAUUCUCCCUCUUUCCAUCACCCAACCCCAUUCUCCCUCUUUCCAUCACCCCGCCCCAUUCUCCCUCUUUCCAUCACCCCGCCCCAUUCUCCCUCUUUCCAUCACCCCGCCCCGUUCUCUCGCUUUCCAUCGCCCCGUCCCAUUCUCCCUCUUUCCAUCACCCCGCCCUAUUUUCCUUCUUUCCAUCACCCCGCCCCAUUCUCCCGCUUUCCAUCACCCCCCCUUAUUCUCCCCCUUUCCAUCACCCCGCCCCGUUCUCCCGCUUUCCAUCACCCUGCCCCGUUCUCCCGCUUUCCAUCACUCCAACCCGUUCUCCCGCUUUCCAUCACCCCGACCCGUUCUCCCGCUUUCCAUCACCCCGCCCUGUUCUCCCGCUUUCCAUCACCCGCCCCGUUCUCCCGCUUUCCAUCACCCCGCCGCGAUCUCCCGCUUUCCAUCACCACGCCCCAUUCUCCCUCUUUACAUCACCCCGCCCCAUUCUCCCUCUUUCUAUCACCCAGCCCCAUUCUCCCGCUUUCCAUCACGCCGCCCCAUUCUCCCUCUUUCCAUCACCCCGCCCCAUUCUCCCGCUUUCCAUCACCCCGCCCCAUUCUCCCGCUUUCCAUCACCCCGCCCCAUUCUCCCGCUUUCCAUCACCCCGCCCCAUUCUCUCGCUUCCCAUCACCCCGCCCCAUUCUCCCUCUUUCCCUCACCCAGCCCAUUUCUCCCUCUUUCCAUCACCCAGCCCAUUUCUCCCUCUUUCCAUCACCCCGCCCCAUUCUCCAUCUUUCCAUCACCCCGCCCCAUUCUCCCUCUUUCCAUCACCCCGCCCCAUUCUCCCGCUUUCCAUCGCCCCGCCCCAUUCUUCCGCUUUCCAUCACCCCGCCCCAUUCUCCUGCUUUCCAUCACCCCAACCCGUUCUCCCGCUUUCCAUCACCCCGACCCGUUCUCCCGCUUUCCAUCACCCCGCCCUGUUCUCCCGCUUUCCAUCACCCGCCCCGUUCUCCCGCUUUCCAUCACCCCGCCGCGAUCUCCCGCUUUCCAUCACCACGCCCCAUUCUCCCUCUUUACAUCACCCCGCCCCAUUCUCCCUCUUUCUAUCACCCAGCCCCAUUCUCCCGCUUUCCAUCACGCCGCCCCAUUCUCCCUCUUUCCAUCACCCCGCCCCAUUCUCCCGCUUUCCAUCACCCCGCCCCAUUCUCCCGCUUUCCAUCACCCCGCCCCAUUCUCCCGCUUUCCAUCACCCCGCCCCAUUCUCUCGCUUCCCAUCACCCCGCCCCAUUCUCCCUCUUUCCCUCACCCAGCUCAUUUCUCCCUCUUUCCAUCACCCAGCCCAUUUCUCCCUCUUUCCAUCACCCCGCCCCAUUCUCCAUCUUUCCAUCACCCCGCCCCAUUCUCCCUCUUUCCAUCACCCCGCCCCAUUCUCCCGCUUUCCAUCGCCCCGCCCCAUUCUUCCGCUUUCCAUCACCCCGCCCCAUUCUCCCUCUUUCCAUCACCCCGCCCCAUUCUCCCGCUUUCCAUCACCCCGCCCCAUUCUCCCGCUUUCCAUCGCCCUGCCCCAUUCUCCCGCUUUCCAUCGUCCCGCCCCAUUCUCCAACUUUCCAUCGCCCCGCCCCAUUCUCCCUCUUUCCAUCGCCCCACCCCAUUCUCCCUCUUUCUAUCGCCCCGCCCCAUUCUCCCUCUUUCCAUCGCCCCGCCCCAUUCUCCAGCUUUCCGUCACCCUGCCCCAUUCUCCCUCUUUCAAUCGCUCCGCCCUGUUCUCCCGCUUUCCAUCGCCCCGCCCUGUUCUCCCGCUUUCCAUCACCCCGCCCUGUUCUCCCGCGUUCCAUCACCCGCCCCAUUCUCCCGCUUUCCAUCACCCCGCCCCAUUCUCCCGCUUCCCAUCACCCCGCCUUAUUCUCCCUCUUUCCAUCGCCCCGCCCCAUUCUCCCUCUUUCCAUCGCCCCGCCUCAUUCUCCCGCUUUCCAUCUCCCCGCCCCAUUCUCCCUCUUUCCAUCACCCCGCCCCAUUCUCCCGCUUUCCAUCUCCCCGCCCCAUUCUCCUGCUUUCAAUCACCCCGCCCCAUUCUCCCGCUUUCCAUCACCCCGCCCCAUUCUCCCGCUUUCCAUCACCCCGCCCCAUUCUCCCGCUUUCCAUCGCCCCGCCCCAAUCUCCCGCUUUCCAUCACCCCGCCCCAUUCUCCCUCUAUCCAUCGCCCCGCCCCAUUCUCAUGCUUUCCAUCGCCCCGCCCCAUUCUCCCUCUUUCCAUCACCCCGCCCCAUUCUCCCGCUUUCCAUCGCCCCGCCCCAUUCUCCCUCUUUCAAUGGCCUGGCCCAUUCUCCCGCUUUCCAUCGCCCCGCCUCAUUCUCCCUCUUUCCAUCGCCCCGCCCCAUUCUCCCGCUUUCCAUCGCCCCUCCCCAUUCUCCCUCUUUCCAUCACCCAGCCCCAUUCUCCCUCUUUCCAUCACCCAGCCCCAUUCUCCCACUUUCCAUCACCCCGCCCCAUUCUCCCUCUUUCCAUCACCCCGCCCCAUUCUCCCGCUUUCCAUCACCCCGCCCCAUUCUCCCUCUUUCCAUCGCCCCGCCCCAUUCUCCCUCUUUCUUGCCCCGCCCCAUUCUCCCUCUUUCCAUCGCCCCGCCCUAUUUUCCCGCUUUCCAUCUCCCUGCCCCAUUCUCCCUCUUUCCAUCACCCCGCCCCAUUCUCCCGCUUUCCAUCACCCAGCCCCAUUCUCCCUCUUUCCAUCAGCCCGCCCCAUUCUCCCUCUUUCCAUCACCCCGCCCCAUUCUCCCUCUUUCCAUCACCCCGCCCCAUUCUCCCUCUUUCCAUCACCCCGCCCCAUUCUCCCGCUUUCCAUCACCCCGCCCCAUUCUCCCUCUUUCCAUCGCCCCGCCCCAUUCUCCCUCUUUCCAUCACCCCGCCCCAUUCUCCCGCUUUCCAUCACCCCGCCCCAUUCCCCCUCUUUCCAUCGCCCCGCCCCAUUCUCCCUCUUUCCAUCACCCAGCCCCAUUCUCCCUCUUUCCAUCAGCCAACCCCAUUCUCCCUCUUUCCAUCACCCCGCCCCAUUCUCCCUCUUUCCAUCACCCCGCCCCAUUCUCCCUCUUUCCAUCACCCCGCCCCAUUCUCCCUCUUUCCAUCACCCCGCCCCGUUCUCUCGCUUUCCAUCGCCCCGUCCCAUUCUCCCUCUUUCCAUUGCCCCGCCCCAUUCUCCCACUUUCCAUCACCCCGCCGCAUUCUCUAUCUUUCCAUCACCCCGCCCCGUUCUCCCUCUUUCCAUUACCCCGCCCCGUUCUCCCGCUUUCCAUCACCCCGCCCCAUUCUCCCUCUUUCCAUCACCCCGUUCCAUUCUCUCUCUUUCCAUCACCCCGCCCCAUUCUCCCGCUUUCCAUCACCCCGCCCCAUUCUCCCUCUUUCCAUCGCCCCGCCCCAUUCUCCCUCUUUCCAUCACCCCGCCCCAUUCUCCCGCUUUCCAUCACCCCGCCCCAUUCCCCCUCUUUCCAUCGCCCCGCCCCAUUCUCCCUCUUUCCAUCACCCAGCCCCAUUCUCCCUCUUUCCAUCACCCAUCCCCAUUCUCCCUCUUUCCAUCACCCUGCCCCAUUCUCCGUCUUUCCAUCACCCCGCCCCAUUCUCCCUCUUUCCAUCACCCCGCCCCAUUCUCCCUCUUUCUAUCACCCCGCCCCGUUCUCUCGCUUUCCAUCGCCCCGUCCCAUUCUCCCUCUUUCCAUUGCCCCGCCCCAUUCUCCCACUUUCCAUCACCCCGCCCCAUUCUCUAUCUUUCCAUCACCCCGCCCCGUUCUCCCUCUUUCCAUUACCCCGCCCCGUUCUCCCACUUUCCAUCAGCUCUGA